CUCAGAUACAACGCGGAGGCAUCUUUUGCUGCAUUCAUGAUGAUCUGAGCGUCACCUCCUGGUGCUGAUAGAGGCAACCCUCCUUUCUCUCUCUCUCCCUCUCCCUCUCUCUCGCUUUCCCCUUUCUUUCUUUCUCACCGGUUCCCCUCCCUGUCCGUGUUCCUCUUUUCUUUUCGCGGGUUCAUCCCAGACUGCCCAGUCAGUCAGUCAGCUCCCCUUUUUUUUCCCGGCGCCGGGGAAGCUGGUAGCGAUGGGGUGGCUCAAUUUCAGCACCAAGGAGAGCGCCGGACUUUUGCUGCUUUGUGUGUAUGGUGUACUGACGCUGUCCGUGGUGCUGGCGGAGCAGGAGGGAGAGAACCUCUCCGGGCUCUCAGACAACCCGGACAAAGCCAUCUUCGCGGUCCGCGAAAACGGAACGACGUGCCUGAUGGUGGAGUUUGCCGUCAAAUUCCUCGUGCCAUAUGACGUGCUUGCGCUAAAUGGGAUAGACCUCAUCACAGAGCAGGUAUCCUUCACACUACCCCGUGGGGCAGAAAUCCAGGGGAAAUGUGGAAGCACAGAGUCAGAGAUCCACAUCUCCUGGAGGAACAACGCUUAUAUGCUCCGCAUUUACUUCUCUAAGGAGUUUCGUGAAAAGGGAAUUGAGGUGUGGAAGAUCAACAAAAUCCAGUUCGUCUACGACACCUCGGAGACAUCCCACUUCAUCAGCGCAUACAACCCUGGAAAGCACACAGCUAGCACCCACAAGCUCUCAGCCCUGGUGACCCCAGCCGGGCGCUCCUAUGUAUGCACAGCUCAGCAGACCGUCACCCUAAUCUCCAGCGACCACCAGAAGGGCAUCACAGUCUCCAUGUACGACAUCCAGAUCCAACCCUUUGACAUCGCUUCCGACUUCAUCUUCAGCACACCUUAUAAGUGCAUCACAGACCAGCGAGAACACCUAGAGGAAACCCUCCCCCUUAUCCUGGGCCUUAUUCUUGGUCUGAUAAUCAUCAUCACGCUCACCAUCUACCACUUCCACCUCAAGCUGACAGCGAAUCAGCCACAGCUCCCAAGAGAUCGCUCUAUGUACAAAAACAUGUAGUCCUGCUUCAGCAGCACCUUCAACUUCCGGCAGAGCUCUCCUAAUGACAGAUCUGUCUCCUCUAUGUCCUGGGCCUGUUACACCCCUGAUGAUAGUGUCCUACUACAUCGGACAAAGUCCCUGAUUUGAAUAUGUGAUUUAUUGAACUGUUUAAUUAAGAGUUUUUUGGACAUUGUGGGACACAGUAAGGGUGUAUUUGGAGGGCAUACCCAUUCACAUCUAAUUAAUAUCACUGCAGGAUUUAUGCUCUGUGCCAUAUCUAGUCUCUAAAGUGAGUAGAAUUUUUCAGGAAAAUAUUUUCCCCCCAAACUUUUCCCAAACUGGUUUCUAACUUGCACAACAUUUUGAUCCAACUUGUCUUUUAAAUAUUUCUAAACCUCCUGAUCAUUUAGCAGUUAUUCUGCUCUCUCUAUCUAUCCCAUAGUUGCUACUGGACUCCAUUUGCACUUAAAAAUGUUUUUCUUUUUUUAAAGAUUCUCAUCUCUGUGCUCAUACAUCCAGAAUGCAGCCGUGGUGUUGACAGUGGACCGUCUUGUCGUGUACAGUGCAGUUUUGCUUUGUUAUCAGACCCUCUCUCUGCCACAAUGUAAGAAAUAAAUCAAAAGAAAGAAAAAUAUAAAAAGGCAGAUACAGAAAAAAAAAAACCUUUAUAACUUGAAAAGAAAGAAAGCAGAUAGUACCUAUGGGAAUGUGGAGAGGUUAAAAAAUAUGUGUAUAUUAUUUUUCAAGUGAAAGUCUAUGCAUAAACCUCUGCUGAUGCAAUCAUGUGCAGUAUUCUGUUCUGUUUGAAAUAAAUUGCUGGAUACAUCCUUA
Messenger RNA from Cyprinodon tularosa, 1897 nucleotides. It is a transcript of the gene lamp5, whose product is annotated as lysosomal associated membrane protein family member 5. NCBI's taxonomy places the organism in Eukaryota, Metazoa, Chordata, Actinopteri, Cyprinodontiformes, Cyprinodontidae. The transcript is spliced from 6 exons. The coding region runs from base 251 to 1084 and encodes 277 amino acids. Gene Ontology annotation, cellular component: membrane. The record is from RefSeq and is a predicted model, not a curated record.